AUGUGUUUUGAGAAUUCGAGUCGUUUCUUCAAGCUGGAGCUGACGGCGCAAGAGUUCUUCUACUUCUGCGAAGUGAGGCACUACGAGAAGUACGCUCAAGUUCGCAUCUGCCAUGCCAAGUUGUUCAACAAUAUCAAUCAAGGAGAUCAAGUAUGGCACAACAAUGUGUUGGAGGUCAGCGGACGGUGCGAAGGGAAUGUUGAUAGCAGGAAGGUUGGCGGUAUGAGCAACGCUCGGGAUAUUCUACUCAAGCCUCUUGUUAACAAGCUUGAAGACCAUGACCUGCUUUGCGAAGUAGUCCGUGCACGAUCUAGUUCACCCGAUGAGAGGCAGAGAGAUGCAAAUAUUCCUCUAAAGGUGAGGUUGGUGGAGGCUAAGAAAGCGAGAGCGUCAUUCGCACUAGCAAAGGGUUCUCAUGCAGUGCUAGCGGCGAACCUCGAGGUGGGCAAGUUCAAUCCUGUCGGAGAUGCAAGCAUAUCUGAUCUGCUCAAGAUGAACUUUCUGUCAAGCAUGUCCACUUGUUCUCAGCUGGUUAAUCAUAUCCGUCAAGCCGGCGAUCUUGAUACCCUAUUCGGAGCUCGUUUGUUGUUACCUCUUCUUCUACUCAGCUCAACAAGUUUGAGAAGAAGAAUGCUGAACUGA
Prunus armeniaca (apricot) is the source of this 642-nucleotide messenger RNA. Lineage: Eukaryota; Viridiplantae; Streptophyta; Magnoliopsida; Rosales; Rosaceae. The record is from the annotation of a GenBank genome assembly.